Messenger RNA from Pocillopora meandrina, 1437 nucleotides. The record is from the annotation of a GenBank genome assembly. NCBI's taxonomy places the organism in Eukaryota, Metazoa, Cnidaria, Anthozoa, Scleractinia, Pocilloporidae.
GGAACUGUCUCGGUGGGUACUAUUGAUGUCACAAUUUCCCGCUUUUAUCGACCGAGAAUGUCUAAAGUAGCCUUACUUCUUUUGUUGGCCUUCAUCGCCUUGGACGUGAAAUGCGCUCCCAACUUCAGGCGCAAAUGUAUGUUGUACAAUUUUCCUAAGCGGAUUAUUUCGAAGUUACUAAUUUGUACUACUCUCCUUUCUUGACACUUAUUUCUAAAGUAAUAUUGAGCGUUUUUGUUAUUUAGUUUGGUCACAAUAUUUUUCCAAGUCUUGGCAGAAGUGCAACAAUUAUCAUCCUCCUCUUGAAAGAACUAAAAUGUCGUUAGUGGUUACUAAAAUGAUCUAUAUUAGUUCGGAAAAGGAAUUUUUUCAUCUUGCUAAAUAAGUUUAACUUUUCGGCUGUAUACAUCUUUUCAUGCAUGUUAUUUUCAAAUUCACAUUUGAAUUGCUUGAAUUACUUUAAAAAACCCAUUCGAGUCUUUGAAACAGUUUAUUGACAUCGAAGUUCUGAAUGAUAAACUGAAAUUUUUUGCUAGGCUAAGCACUUUGAGUUCCCCAAGCUCAAUAAUUUAUCGCUUCAAAAUAGCUGUCUUUUCACUUAUAAAUUGUCCAUCAUUUUUGCCUUUUAUUAGCUGCGGAUAAAGUUUCACAAAACUUCAGCCCUAAACAUAUCACAGAUUAUCGUUAAACGCGCUCCAAACAUCACAGCAAUAAUGUUGAUGAUUGUCAUAAAUCAUUACUUAUCGAUGGAAAUUAUCGCAAAUUUUUCACUUUCAUAAGGCGCAAAUUUGUAUUAAUCUUGAAAACAAAAGCUGUUCAUUAUAACAUAUACCACUGUAGACUCCCAACUUGUCAAGCCAAGAGAGAACAAAGCACUUGUUACAAUUGGAAUUUUAGCCCAAAUGAUUGGCUGAGGGUUCCAUAGAGGUUUAUAACAUAAGUUUCUUUACCAUUCUUAUGUAGUUUUGAGUUACUUGUUGUAUAUAUAUAUGCCAAUAAGCUAUGGUGCAAUUAAAGACACAUUUUACCAAAUUCAAAUUUAAAUGAUUGACUUCAAUAUUCUAGAUUAUUCGAAAACAUUAUCUAAUGAAAAAUUAAAUAAUUAGUCGAAUUUCCUGAAGCGUUGUUUUCGACCUUCACCAAGUUAAAAUACUUCAUCAUUUCAGCGCGAUUUAAGUCAUGUCGAGAAAACUGAUAGAUUUUGUUUUUCUCUCUCGUCAGUCGAAUCAGACCCUGAUGCUGUGCCUAGGAGUUCAGACUGUUAUGAUUUUAAGCCCAUAGAGUGCCAGUUGUACAAAACCUGUGCAUCUCUUACCGCCAGAGAGAACUGUCCAAGAACCUGCCGAAUGUGCGAAGACUUCGCAUAGAGACGCACUGAAGUUUUACAAUCUGAACGAGAUUUUCACAUUAACAGAUGAAAAUUGUUGAUUGUUGUCC